This is a messenger RNA of Komagataella phaffii GS115, 1371 nucleotides long. RefSeq names its product Steryl ester hydrolase. Bases 1 to 1371 code for a protein of 456 amino acids. The record is from RefSeq and is a predicted model, not a curated record. Lineage: Eukaryota; Fungi; Ascomycota; Pichiomycetes; Pichiales; Pichiaceae. The transcript has a single exon.
AUGGAUACGCCCGUCAAAUCGGAUGUCGAGGAUUCGAUGAGUCAAACUGUUCGGGGCUGGCUGGUGGUUUUACCUUCGGUCUUAUUAGUCUUGUUUGAAGGACUAGUCUCACUGAUUACAGCUAAUUUACCAAAGUUUGUUCUGCGCCAGUGCACUGCUGUUGUCAGGUUUCUGUUCGGAGUGGCAGGCGACAAAGGGGCCAAGCUGAACGGUGAUAUCAAAUCUACCGACUACCUGGGAAGAAGGGAGUUGCUACAUGGAGCUUUAGACAUCCAUGAGAUGGCUGGGGUAUUCAAUUUUACCAUUGAGGACCACAUUGUUCAGACCGACGAUAAUUAUCUCUUGACUUUACAUCGUUUGAAUCCUGUGAGUCAUGGAAUUAGGCCGAAUGGUAGAGUGCUCUACUUUCACCAUGGACUGUUGAUGAAUAGUGAAAUUUGGUUAUGCCGUGAAGACGUCCAUGAGAAUUUACCGUUGCAUUUUCUUCUACAAGGUUAUGAUUGCUGGUUGGGAAACAACAGAGGAAACAAAUAUAGUGGAAAACAUCUGAAAUACAAGCCGUCUCAACGUGAGUUUUGGGAUUUCAGUAUUGAUGAGUUUGUUAGAUUUGACAUACCAAACAAUGUUGAUUACAUCUUAGAGACCACAGGGAAGGAAACCGUCUCCUAUAUUGGGUUUAGUCAAGGUACAACUCAGAUUAUGGCUGCAUUAUCUGUAAACGUUGCCUUGAAUUCCAAGAUUGACAAGUUGUGUGUUAUAUCUCCAGCAACUACACCAAGAGGAUUGAAUAAUGGGUUACUCAAUUCAAUUCUUCACUUUUCACCCAACUUGAUGUAUCUAUUGUUUGGCAGAAAUAUCCUGUUUGCCCAUGCCGGCCUGUGGGCACAGGUGAUGUAUCCUAAACUGUACUUGAUAUCGAUCGAUAUUGCUACUAAUUUCCUUUUUGGCUGGAAGAACGAGAACAUGGAUGAGGCAGAUAAAUAUGUGAGUUACUAUCAUCUUUACUCUACCACCUCAGUCAAGACGGUCGUCCAUUGGUUUCAAAUCAUGAAUGGUGCACGAUUGACAAUGUACAAAGACUCAAGCAGUCUUGGUGCUAAUUUUUACACACCCGAAUACCCUACUAGAACAAGUUUGGCUGUGCCCACUAUAAUAAUAUAUGGAACCGGAGAUUCCUUAGUUGAUAUAGACCAGAUUCGCCAACAGCUUCCCAGAAAGUAUCUUAAAAAGGUGGUCGGACUGGAGGGUUAUGAGCAUUUGGACUUAAUCUGGGGUAGACGUGUAGGCGAUGUGAUAAAAAGCGUCGGUAAGUUCCUACAUUACAAUGAACUGGAUGGGGAAAGCGGAAAAUCCAUUAUAAUAAAUACAUAA